AUGAUCGUGUCGCGACAGGGCCGGCUGGUGUCGCAGGUGCCGCUGCCGCAGUACAUGAAGCUGGCCAAUCCAGGCCCUCCCAGAUUACUGGCAUUUGCGCUCACCAUGUUCGUGCUGGGCCUCUACCAGUUUGGCGCCGGACUACCCCAUGCGGAUCCCCAGGUGGGCAUGGGCCCGGACCAGGCCGUCUUUGGUCUGGCGGUGUUCAUGGGAGGAAUCGAUGAAAUUCCGCGUGGGCAACACCUUUAG
Messenger RNA from Penicillium argentinense, 249 nucleotides. RefSeq lists its product as uncharacterized. The record is from RefSeq and is a predicted model, not a curated record. The transcript is spliced from 2 exons. Gene Ontology annotation, cellular component: membrane. NCBI's taxonomy places the organism in Eukaryota, Fungi, Ascomycota, Eurotiomycetes, Eurotiales, Aspergillaceae. The coding region runs from base 1 to 249 and encodes 82 amino acids.